Messenger RNA from Heterobasidion irregulare TC 32-1, 2360 nucleotides. RefSeq lists its product as uncharacterized. Gene Ontology annotation, cellular component: endoplasmic reticulum membrane. Gene Ontology annotation, molecular function: 3-hydroxyacyl-CoA dehydratase activity. Gene Ontology annotation, biological process: very long-chain fatty acid biosynthetic process; sphingolipid biosynthetic process; fatty acid elongation. The record is from RefSeq and is a predicted model, not a curated record. Lineage: Eukaryota; Fungi; Basidiomycota; Agaricomycetes; Russulales; Bondarzewiaceae. The transcript is spliced from 6 exons. Bases 13 to 777 code for a protein of 254 amino acids.
AGCCACACUACGAUGCCUCAAAAAACGAAAACGAAAUCCCACAGCGCGCACAAGAAAUCGACCCCGCCCCUCGUGAAAGCCUACCUCGUCCUCUACAACCUCCUCUCCGCCUGCGGGUGGUCCUACAUCCUCUACCUGACGCUCACCCACCUCGUCACGCCAUCAUCACCACCACCACCACCAUCGAUCUCCACGCCCGCAUACAUACCCCCAUUCGUGCCCCAGGCCCUCGUGCCUCUCUACACGCGCGCGACCACAGCAAGCACCGCCGUCGGCACUCCGACGCUGUACGUGCAGAGCGCGGCGCUUCUAGAGGUCCUCCACGUCCUCCUCGGCUUUGUGCGCAGUCCACUCGGCACCACCGCCACGCAGGUCGCGAGCCGGCUGUACCUCGUCUGGGGGAUCGCCCCGCGCUUCGAGUCGGCGCGCGCGAGCCCGUUCUUCGCUAGCAUGGUGCUCUCGUGGUCCGUGACGGAGGUCAUCCGGUACACGUUUUACGCGGCGUCGCUCGUGGGGGCCGAGCCGCGCCUGCUGACAUGGCUGCGCUACACCACGUUCUAUGUCCUCUACCCCACCGGCGCGGGCUCGGAGGCGUUCGUCGCGUUCGCGACGCUCCCGCUCAAGACGCCUCUCAACGAAUGGGACGUGGAGUCGAUCGGGCGCGCGGUGCUGUUCGGCAUUUGGUGGCCAGGGCUGUAUGUGAUGUACACGUACAUGAUGAAGCAACGUCGCAAGGUGUUCGGAGGACAAAGGACCGCGAAGCCCAAGUCUUCCUGAUUUUUGUGAAUAGAAGAACCGAUGAUCUGAUGAAACUAUUUACGAUAUCCCUCACGCUGUACUAGAACUGAGUCCGAAAGAGGCAGGCUAUCGUUGCAUUACAUGAUCACGGCUUGUUGUUCGCAUCCUGUGCAAACCCGACCCUCGCCCCGUUCGAAUAAUCAUAAAUCGAAUACCCUAGAUGAACCCCCCGAGCAUCCCAGCCCGCCACCGACGAGCACAUCAAUAUCGCACGCAGAACAACGGGACAGAUCAACGACUCACAGGACUUGAGAAACUCGUCCCCGACGAUGGCCAGGUUCGACGGAAACCCGUCCCCGGCCGCGAGGAUCCCGCCGACGCAGUCCGCGGAGCCGAGGGCCGUGCGCCCAAGAUUGAAGUCGCGCAGGUCGAGCGCGAAGCGGGUCCCGUCAAAGGACAGCUCGACCGUGGGCCGUGAUGCGCACGGGUAGGUAUAAAAACCGGGGCCGAACUGGGCCGCGAGUUUGGACCCUGGGACGAGGGCGUAGAACCGCGCGGCCAGUUCGUUUGGGAGGUAUACGAGCGUCGUGCCCGUGUCGAUAGCCUGUAGAGUGUAUUCCGGUAUCGAUAUCAGUUCGGAAACCAAGAAGAGAUGCACGAACGGCUAAAAUAUUUGUCUGGGCGACUUGGCCGUUCGCUGCGAUGCCGUCCAUGCCGAUGGCCCAAUAAGUCUGUGGAGGGAAUUGAUCAAUAAAGGCGCUGCUAUCAGCGUGGUGUGUCGCACCUGGGACUUUACCGGAAUCCAAGUGAUACUCCCUGUGCCGUCGAUACGGUCCGCAUCAACGCAGCCAAAGCAAACCUACAAAUAAAUCCCGCCUCAUCAAAGCCGCCCCACAACUGUACCAGUAAAGCGCACCUCGGAUCCAGUCUCCUGCCGCCGUUCAAGAUGGACCGAGAACAGCGGCGCGGCGAGCUGUCUCCCUUCGAUGAGGUUCUCGAAGAACGUCGGCCUGCGAGACUGCGCGAUCGUGCCGAAGGCCAUCCCAAGCAGGCCGUCGUUCGGCUGGCCCUGGAAGUCGGCAGACUCGCCGUCGAUGGCGCCAAAGGCCUGCUGCUGGACGGUGAACCCCGCGAUAGACACGACGUCGGUGGCAAGCGUGCCGGACACUGCGCCGCUCCCAUAAGUGAUCGAAAAAGGCUGGUUGGUGUUGGUGUACGUGCUGCUCUGCGCAGGGUCAAACGAGCGCCCGUUACAGCUGGUGCAGUUGACAGGGACCCAGAGGUCCGCGGAGCCAGUGUCGAUGUCGAUCGUGAGCCUCUGCGCCGGCGUGCCGAUGUCCACCGGGCCAUAAUACAAGAGGUCGACGUUUCCAGGUGCGAAGUCUUGCAGCGGCUCGACGCCCGUGCCCAUCCCAAGGUCCUCCUCGUCGGCGUCCCCGGCAUCUUCGGCGCCUGCGUCUUCGGCAGACGAGGAGGAGGAGUCUAUCGACGAAGCCCCAGAUGGAGAGGAAGAGGUGGUGGAGGUGGUGGAGAUAUUGCCGAAUGGGUACAAGACGUGCGGGAGGGAGGGUGAUUGCACGUCAGACGAUGUAUCAAAAGCGGAGGGCUCGUAGAACUGUGCG